Molecule: messenger RNA, 703 nt
Organism: Neltuma alba
Lineage: Eukaryota; Viridiplantae; Streptophyta; Magnoliopsida; Fabales; Fabaceae
Product: heavy metal-associated isoprenylated plant protein 12
Exons: 3
Coding region: 105-473 (122 amino acids)
Molecular function (GO): metal ion binding
Source: RefSeq, a predicted model, not a curated record
AACCAUAUCUUACUAAAUUCUAAUCUUCCUCUUCUCCACAACCUACCUUCCCUUUGUCUUUCUCGUCUGCUCUGAAUUUAGCUUCAACACAGCAAUAUACGCAAAUGACGAUGAAGAAAAUAGUGUUGAAGGUGGAACUACACGGUGAAAGAACCAGGCAAAAGGUCAUGAAAACAACCUCAGGCAUUUCAGGAGUUGAGUCAGUGAACGUGGACAUGAAGGACAAGAAAUUAACUGUAACAGGAGACAUCGACCCAGUUAAGGUGGUGGAAAAGCUAAGGAAGUUGUGUCAUACAGAGAUAGUAUCUGUUGGAGCAGCCAAAGAGUCUGAGAAGAAAGAAGAUAAAAAGAUAGAGAAUAUAGCUAAAAUGAUAGUGCCUCCUCCUUCGAGCUACAGCCAUGUUUAUUAUCCUCCACCUUAUUAUGUUGGAACUGUGGAUGGGUAUCCUAAUAGUGGCUGUGUCAUCUGCUAAAUUUUGAACUUACGUUUGUGGGAAAGAAAAAAUAAAGAGAAAAGAUAAGGAAGCAUGUGGUUGUGAUGAUAGAUAUUUAGGCCUGUGUCUUUUUCAUAUAAAUAGAGAACAGAAGAUGAAGAUAAGAAAAUAUAUAUAUUUAUAGAGAUGUGCUGGGCUUUUAUUUUUACCUCUCUUGGAUUUGGAUUGAAAUUUGAAAGUGACGUGCUUGAAGGGAUUGGUUUGUUAUA